AUGGAUUCAGACGCACCAGAGAAGACAAUUCGGCUGACACGAAGCGAAAUCACAGACACUAGCUCUCCAAGCAUACCAACGAGUGACGAAUUUGGCCACCUCCCCGACCAAGAAGCAGAUAUUCUGAGGCAGCAGGUCUCCUCGAUUGGCCAAAGAGUUGGCGUCACCACUCUUUUCCGAUAUGCGUCCUCCUUCGAUAUUGUCCUCCUUUCGCUCAGCGCUAUAUCUUCAAUACUGGGUGGCGCAGCUCUGCCACUGAUGACUCUGCUCUUUGGAAACUUCCAGGGGACCAUCCAGGGUUAUUUUCUUGGAAGAGCUUCCUAUCAGGAGUAUAUCCAGGAGAUGACCUCGAUUGCCAUGUAUUUUGUGUAUCUGGCGAUCGGCGAGUUCGCCCUCGUUUACAUAGGCACAACUGGCUUCAUCUACUCUGGAGAGCGCAUAAGCAACCAAAUUCGCGAGCAUUAUCUAGAGAGCUGCCUGCGGCAGAAUAUUGCCUAUUUCGACACUAAGAUGUCUAGUGGUGAGAUCACAACUUCCAUAACUACUGAUAUCAACCAAAUCAAGGCUGGAAUUUCCGAGAAACUUGGAAUCACCCUUGCCGCCGUUGCCACCUUUAUCUCCGCGUUCGCUAUCGGGUUUGCCGCCUACUGGAAGCUCACUUUGGUCGUUUGCUCAUCAGUGUUUGUUCUUCUUGCAAUCAUGGGCAUCGCAUCGUCCUUCAUCACCACGAAUGCUAUCCAGCUGUUCCUCACUUCAUCUUCGGCAGGGAGCCUGGCCGGAGAGAUUCUUGGAUCUGUCCGCACUGCUGUUGCAUUUGGGAAUGAAGAGCGCCUCGCAACACAGUAUGAUGGGUAUUUGAAGGAAGCUGAGAAGUACGGCUUCAAGGUAAAAGCUAUCACUGGCGUGAUGGUCGCUGGGAUGAUGCUCGUCCUUUACCUGAAUUACGCCUUGUCAUUCUGGGCAGGGAGUAUAUUCCUGAUCAACGGACAGACAUCGCUCUCGAAGAUAUUAACGGUGAUGAUGGCGAUCAUGAUGGGCGCCUUCGACAUCGGUCAUGUCGCGGCACAUGUCCAGGCCAUCACGAUGGCUUUGGGGUCGGCCAAGAAGAUCUUCGACACCAUCGACAGGGUGGCGCCACCGUCUCUUGAUCCGACUGCAAACACAGGCGAGAAAAUCGAUCAGAUUCAAGGCGCGAUUCGCUUUGAAAGUAUUAAACACAUCUAUCCAUCACGGCCCGACGUUGUAGUGUUGAACGACUUCACUCUCGACAUCCCAGUGGGGAAGAUGACGGCCAUUGUGGGCGCAUCAGGGUCAGGAAAGAGUACCCUGGUCGGCUUGCUAGCGAGGUUCUACAUUCCUGUUCGAGGCAGAAUUUACCUGGACGGACGAGACACCAGCACUCUUAGUCUUCCAUGGCUGCGCGAGAACAUCGGACUAGUGGGGCAAAACCCGACACUUUUCAACGAGACCAUAUAUAACAACAUCCUGUACGGAUUGUCCACAUCUGCACUUCCCAGCGAAAGCGCGGAGAGGCAACAGGAAUUGGUGAUCAACGCAGCCAAGACGGCCAACGCACAUAACUUCAUUUCGGAACUUCCUCGGGGUUAUCACACCGUCGUCGGUGAAAGGGGGUUUCUCCUUUCCGGAGGCCAGAAACAAAGAAUUUGCAUAGCCCGGGCCAUCAUUUUGGACUCAAAAAUCCUUGUACUUGAUGAAGCGACUAGUGCCCUCGACUCUGAAUCGGAAAAGGCGGUCCAAAUAGGCCUCAACCAAGCGAGCGCAGGGCGCACAGUCAUCGUAGUGGCCCAUCGCUUGUCAACUAUUCAGGAUGCCGACCAGAUUGUUGUGCUUUCUCAAGGAUGCAUCGUGGAGCAGGGGGUUCAUGAGGAGCUGCUCUCGAAACGCGGCGCCUACUUCAAGCUUUUUAAUACUCAAAGAAUCGCUGCUGCACUUUCGUCUGCGGAAGUCAAUCAAUCCGAUGGCAAAGGAGCACGACCCUUGCACGACUCAUCGACGGCAUCUACUGGAGCUGGAGAGAAGGAUAUUGUGGAGAAGAUGUCAAAGACACACACCGGACGAGAUGAAAAGUCUCGGCGUGAUUCCCCAGAACCUGGAAACGAGACUAAAUACGGGCUGUGGACCUCGAUCAAGUUUAUUGCUUCGCUCAACAAGCAAGAACAGAUGCUUAUGCUGUUGGGACUCUUCUUCGCGGCCAUUUGCGGCGCUGGCAAUCCAGUGCAGGCAGUCUUCUUCGCUAAGGAAAUAACGGUGCUCAGUCAGCCUCUUACAUCAGAAAGUUCUGGCGAAAUUAAGACGCGCAGCGACUUUUGGAGCCUCAUGUAUUUGGUGUUAGCCAUCGUCCAGUUCAUCGCCUUCACCAUUCAAGGAUUGGUGUUUGCGAGGUGUUCCGAGAGAUUGAUUCAGCGGGUCCGCGACAUGACGUUUCGACACAUACUCCGCCAGGACAUAGCCUUUUUCGACAAUACGAACGUAGGCACCCUGACAUCACUCUUGUCCACCGAAACGGCCAACGUCGCAGGCCUCAGUGGAGCAACGCUCGGCACUCUGCUCACAGUAAGCACGACUCUGAUCGGAGCCGCGGCAUUGGGUCUAGCCCUUCAGUGGAACUUGUCACUCGUCAUCGCCUCGACGAUUCCCGUGCUCCUGGCCUGUGGAUACCUUCGUUUUCAUAUGCUCGCCAGAUUCUCCAAACACUCACAGACGUCAUUCUCCGAGUCAGCUGCACUGGCGUCCGAGACUAUUACUGCUCUGCCCACGAUCGCUGCUCUUGUCAGGGAAGACGAGGCGCUGAACGAGUACCGACGGAUGAUCAGGGUCCAACAGGCGAGAAGCCUGGUCUCGACGCUGCAGUCCAGCGCCUUAUAUGCCGCUUCCCAGUCGGCCUUCUUUCUCGUCUUCGCUCUUGGCUUCUGGUACGGUGGUACGCUCCUCGCCAGGCACGAGAUUGAUCAGUUUCAAUUUUUUGCUUGCUUCUCCGCCAUCGUGUUUGGUGCCCAGUCUGCCGGAACAUUCUUUUCUUAUGCCCGUGAGAUGGGGAAUGCGCAUAGCUCCACCAGUCGCCUGAAGAGCUUGUUCGAUAGGAGACCGACUAUCGACACUUGGUCACAUAGUGGCGAGGCCAUUGACAGCAGCUCCUGCGCGGGUACUAUCGAAUUUCGAGACGUCAAGUUCAGGUAUCCGGAGCGGCUCGACCAACCAGUUCUGAGGGGCCUUAAUUUGAAAAUCUCAGCUGGACAGUACAUAGGUCUAGUCGGAGCUUCAGGCAGUGGCAAGAGUACCAUUAUUGCCAUGCUGGAGCGGUUUUAUGACCCAGACGCCGGAACCAUCCUUCUCGACGGUCGAGAUAUCCGCACCCUGAACUUGAAUCAGUAUCGCAGUAUCAUCUCUCUCGUCUCCCAAGAACCAGUGCUAUACCAAGGCACUAUCAAAGACAAUAUCCUUUUGGGGAUGCCGAACUCGGACGAGAUCAACACCGAAACGAUCGAGAAAGCGUGCGUCGAGGCAAGUAUCCACAACUUCAUCGUGUCCCUCCCAGAUGGUUUGGACACAAACGUUGGGAACAGUGGUGUCCUGCUCUCGGGAGGCCAAAAGCAGCGCAUCGCUCUCGCCCGUGCUCUGAUCCGCAAGCCAAGGCUGCUUUUGCUGGACGAGGCCACGUCCUCGCUCGACUCGGAGUCGGAGAGCGUAGUGCAAGACGCUCUGGACCGGGCAGCUAGGGGUGGCCGGACGACUAUAGCUGUGGCACAUCGACUCAGUACGGUGCGGAACGCGGAUACAAUAUAUGUCCUGGACAAUGGAGGGAUCGCAGAGAUGGGUACCCAUGACGAGCUCAUGCGAAUGGAGGGGCGGUAUGCGCAGAUGAUUAGACACCAGUCCACAGACACCAGUCUCUGA
Messenger RNA from Diaporthe batatas, 3915 nucleotides. RefSeq lists its product as uncharacterized. The coding region runs from base 1 to 3915 and encodes 1304 amino acids. The record is from RefSeq and is a predicted model, not a curated record. Lineage: Eukaryota; Fungi; Ascomycota; Sordariomycetes; Diaporthales; Diaporthaceae. Gene Ontology annotation, cellular component: membrane. The transcript is spliced from 3 exons. Gene Ontology annotation, biological process: transmembrane transport. Gene Ontology annotation, molecular function: ABC-type transporter activity; ATP hydrolysis activity; ATP binding.